GGAAGAUUUUUGAUUUGUUUUGAAGUUUUGAUAAAGUGCUGAACUGAACACAUUUUCAAACAGAGAUUUAUAAUAAAUAUAUAUAUGUAAUUGUUAAAAUGUUUGCCGUAUCGGAUUUUGAGCCUGAUGUUCCGGGUAAUACUUUGAAUUUUGUCAAGAAGGCUGUGAAGAGAAGGAAAGAAAACGUGAAAAAACUAACCUCCAAAACUGAUGAUUUGCCUAAGUUUUCCCCUAAAAAUUCAAAAAAUAAAAAGAACAAGUUGAAACGUAAUCUAAAUAGCACCAGUACAAAAUCUAGUGUUAUCAAAAACAAAUUUAAAUCGAAUACUUCUGACAAAAUCAACAAUAAUUUAAGCAAUGAAAGCAAAAACUUUACAAAAAAAAGUAAUGACCAUAGGACAUCGCCUAUUAAACCCGAAAAUGGACACGAACUGAUGAAAAAAGAGUUAAUAAAGGGCGGAUCUAAUGGUGAUUUAAGUAAGUCUGCUAAGAGAAAAGCAAAAAAGAAGAAACUAAACCAAUUAAAUGAAAUACCCAUAGAUUCACCAAAACCAAGCUCAACAGACUUGGGAGAGCUUAGCUUGUCAGGUGAGAACCCUAGAAAGAGAAAAAUAAACGAUAGUAGUAAAAAACCAGUGACUAAACUAAAAAAAGUUAAAACUGCUUUGGAGUCUAGUAUUGAAUCCAUGGACAUCACACACUUUGAGUCUGACAAGCCCGAUGAAGUGUUAAUUGAGAAGAAAAAGAAGCAAAUAAAUGAUGCAUUGAAAAAUGAUGAUCAAGAAGAUGUUCUUUUCUCGGAAGCUAACUCAAAACCUAGAAAAACAAAAAAGGAUAAAUUUAAAAAAAUAUUAGACAUGGCCUCACAGAGAAAUUCAAUCAAAACCAGUGGAAGUAGUUUGAGGGAAAGAAUGAUGGAGAAACUAAAAUCAGCCCAAUUCCGCUAUCUCAAUGAGAAGUUGUAUACUUCAUCAGGAUCGGAAGCCAUGCAGUUGUUCCAGAGUGACCCCUCUGCCUUCCAGACUUACCAUCAGGGCUACCAACAGCAGCUAAAGAAGUGGCCAGUCAGUCCCUUAGAUGUCAUUGUUAAAAGUAUUAAGAAAUUGCCUAAGACUGCUCUAAUAGCUGACAUGGGUUGUGGAGAAGCUAAUCUAGCAAAGCGAGUACCCCAUAAAGUGAGGUCAUUCGACCUAGUGGCUACGGCUCCGGGCGUGGAAACCUGUGACAUGGCCCACACUCCUCUUCUAACUGGUUCAGUAGAUGCGGCAGUGUACUGCUUAGCGCUUAUGGGAACUGACCUCACUCAGUAUUUAGUUGAAGCCAACAGAGUUUUGAAGCAAGGAGGCCAGUUGUUGAUAGCUGAGGUAGAAAGUAGAUUUGAUGAUGUGGAUGCCUUCGCUAAUGAGGUCCAGCGCCUCGGCUUCAAACUGACGAAGAUGGACAAGAGUCAUACGGUAUUCUUCUUUAUGGAGUUUAAGAAAAUGCAGGAGGCACCAUCCAAGAAAGCUAAACUACCGGUGCUGUCAUUGAAACCUUGCUUGUACAAGAGAAGGUAAUUUACAUUGUGUAUAAUUAAUUACACAGGGUAAAUAAAUAAUGUAAAUCUUAUUGCUUUGUGUUCUCAUUAAUUUAUGCAUAAUAUUUGUUAAAUCUACUUGAGAGAGAAUGCAUGUUACAAAUAUCCAUUCUCUGGAUACAAUAUUCUAUGAGAGUAUCACUGCAACUCACUUGCUCUUUUAUGCAAUUCUCUAUGAGUGGCACUGUCAAUCAAAAAAGAUGCGGGUAGUGCCACAAAUUAUAGGUAUACAGUAUACAUAGUGAAUUUUUCAGUGAAAUGUGACAUUAUACCUAUACAGGUCAUGCCUUUUCUUACUCUGUAUAUUUUAUAAAUUUUUAUUUUCUAUACCUAUUUGGUUGUUAGGGUAAUAAGAAUACAUAAUUGAAAGAUCAGUUUUAUUCAUAUUUACUUUAUUGCCAUUCCAAAAGCCAACAUACUGUUAUGCAAACCAUACAUUUCAAAUAAGUAAUAAAAACUUCAUCAAAAAUCUAAAUGCACUUUCAUAGCAUGUACAUUAUCUUUUAAUUUAAUAUUAUGAAUAAAAUUAAAAGAAUAUGACACACCACUAAGGCAUCUACUGCCUUAAUACCAUAAAAAGCAUUACAUUACUCCCUUCACUGUGGUUUUAAUAAAUAUAAAACAAAACAAAUGAAUUAUAAUUCUGACUUGACAUUUAUCAUAAAGUAAUAAUGCCGCAAUUUUAUUAAUUUUAAACCACAGAGAAAGUUUCAUUUUUAAGCUACCACAUCCAAAUAUAGAAUGCGCUAUACACACAUUUCUAAUGUUUAAAGAUCUUAAUCAUCAAAAAU
Messenger RNA from Plutella xylostella (diamondback moth), 2367 nucleotides. RefSeq names its product ribosomal RNA-processing protein 8. Gene Ontology annotation, molecular function: methyltransferase activity. Gene Ontology annotation, biological process: cellular response to glucose starvation; rDNA heterochromatin formation; regulation of transcription by glucose. Lineage: Eukaryota; Metazoa; Arthropoda; Insecta; Lepidoptera; Plutellidae. Gene Ontology annotation, cellular component: rDNA heterochromatin; nucleolus; chromatin silencing complex. The record is from RefSeq and is a predicted model, not a curated record.